UUUGCUACAGCUGGGGCGCAGUCCCUCUCAAUCACAGCUGCAAAUUGAGACCAGAUGCUGGGAGUUGCUCCCUCCAAACUGUGGCCUCCUUCACCAGUUCCCUCUGUUUGCUGCUGGAGAAGGGGAUGCAGAUUCCGGGGGGCUCAGCAGGGACAGGGAGCUGGGAGCAGCUGGGGGCUCAGCCCGGUUUCCUAGCCGGGUCGGAGAAGAGGGGUGAUGGGAGGUGCUGGGGAGGAAGGCCGCAGCGGGGUUGCAGCACCCAGGCUGUUAACUCUGAGCGAGCAGCAGGAAGGAGGGGAAGGGUGGAUAUGGGAGGGAGGGAAUUUGUAGCUGGUCCCUUCUUCAAUCCCAUUCCUCAGCUGGGGCUCUUCAGCCUGCCUGAGGCACACGGGGAAGGCUGGCCUGGCUCCACUCUGGGCCUGGGGCUUGGCUGGGGGUAUCUCCCGCGUCCCGCUGACUGGGAGGAGAUGCAGGAGCUCAUUGCUGGGGUGGAGAAGCUCAUGUUCAAUUUAGAGCGGGAUGUGGAGCACCAGCGAGGGGCCCUGCUCCUGCCCUUCCCAGGCAUGGACAAGUCGGGGGCAUCUGUGUGUGAGUUCUUCCUCCGAGGACUGUGCGCGAAGGGCCUGAUGUGUCCUUUCCGGCACAUCCGCGGUGAGAAGACGGUGGUGUGUAAGCACUGGCUGCGGGGGCUGUGCAAGCGGGGAGACCAGUGCGAGUUCUUGCACGAGUACGACAUGACCAAGAUGCCGGAGUGUUAUUUCUACUCCAAGUUUGGCGAGUGCAGCAAUAGAGAGUGCCCCUUCCUGCACCUUGAUCCAGCGUCCAGAAUUAAAGACUGUCCCUGGUAUGACCGAGGGUUCUGCAAACAGGGUCCUCUGUGUAAAUACAAACACACCAGGAGGGUGAUGUGUGUCAACUACUUAGCUGGCUUCUGCCCCGAAGGACCCAAAUGCAAAUUCAUGCACCCCAAGGGAGACCUGAUGCUGUGUAACUCAGAUGUCUCCCAGGGGCUGCCGCCACCAUCCCAGGCUGCUGACAGCAAGAGCGUUCACGAGCAGCAGGCCCCGCAAGUCCUGUUGCUUUCUCAUCAGCCUGGGGCUAGGGCUGCCCAAUGCCAGAGGGAGGAGGCUGGUGGCUACCCCUAUGGAAUGCUCCGGCCCCUUGGGCAGGUCACAUGCUUCAAGUGUGGAGAUAAGGGUCACUAUGCCAACAAAUGCAGCAAGAGUCGGCUGGGAAUCCAACUGGGGAAAUGAUUUGCAAGUGUUCCGGGAAGAAAUUCCAGAGGAAGAUGCUGUGUUGUGAUAUAGUAUCAACAGGAGGCCAAUCAGGGUAGCUGAUUUCUUUCACUGUACAGCCCAGUCAGCCAUCCUGCUCCAUGCCGUUUUUUUGCAGCUCUUUGCUAAGAGAAGAGGAAGGGGGAAAUGCAGUUGCUCUAAUGUAACUGUAAAUUGGAUAUUUAUUUUCUGACCCCAUGCUGCUGCAUUGGCAGGGGGCUCAGCUCUCAGCCUGGUGUGUCAGACACUGAUAAUCAUGCCAAUACUACAACACGGUUUUUAAAAGGCACAGUAGAACAGUCGGUCUGGAUUCUGGUUAAUAUUCAGGACACUGGUGCAUGCAGGGAUAAGAAAGUGCUUCAGCAGGAGUGAAGCUGAAAGAGUAGCUGGUGGCUUCUAAACUACAGUUCAUCACACUUAGCAGGAUGCCUUGUACUCAAGGCAAAAUCAAAGUUAUUCCCUCUCCGUGUACCUGAGAUGGUCUUCCUUGAAAAUCUCAUGCAACUUUCUGUCAAAGGCUUUUCUAAGAAAUUGAGAAGGAAGCUGACUUUUCUGUAGUUUGGAGUGGCUAGAGUACGGGCUGGGUACCAGA
This is a messenger RNA of Chelonia mydas (Green sea turtle), 1866 nucleotides long. RefSeq names its product cleavage and polyadenylation specific factor 4 like (gene CPSF4L). Lineage: Eukaryota; Metazoa; Chordata; Testudines; Cheloniidae. Gene Ontology annotation, cellular component: mRNA cleavage and polyadenylation specificity factor complex. Bases 126 to 1253 code for a protein of 375 amino acids. Gene Ontology annotation, molecular function: zinc ion binding; RNA binding. The transcript has 8 exons. The record is from RefSeq and is a predicted model, not a curated record.